UACUGCCAAGCGAAGAGAAUAUUAACCACAAUGUUCUGCCAAGAGCCACCCAACAUCUACCAGUUUAACCGGACCGGAGUUCUCCUGAGUCGAAGCCUGUCAUACAUGCAACCCAAGAUUAUGGAGAAUCAAAUAAACUAUGUGGGGACCCUCGCAUUUUUCUGCGGAAUAUGUUGCACUAUAUUCAUGCUUAAGUUAAAGUUCAAGGCGACGCUGAAACUAUCUGAUCCACCGAAUAAAGAAAAUACGCAGAGAGUUUCCUCUGGAAUCUACAGAUCAAAUAGAGAAGAAUUCUUUGGAUAUGGAAGCUUACAAGAUCCACCUAAAACAACAACGCCAUCUAUAGCAAAUGUCACUACGAGCACUGAACCCACACCUUCCAUGAGACCAUCUAAAAGCACCAGCGAUUUACAUACUAUCGAUAUUUCCAUUCAAGUGGUCAAAAGCUCAUCUGAAGCGUCUUUAAAUCCAGGAGGAACAAAUAAUAUUGUGCAAGUACAGAACUCGCUCCCGAGUACUUCCAAAGAAGUGCAUAAACAAGACAAACGUGUGGCGAAAGGAGAAAAAGCAGCGGAAAAACAAAAAAAUCGUGAGACCAGGAAAGAAGUAAGGGCUGUGAAGAAAGAUGAAAAAGCUGCAAUAAAACUACAAAAAGAUGAAGUAAAAAAGCAAGAAAAGGAAUUGAGGAAACAAAUGAAACAAAGGAAGAAGGAACAAAAGGAACAGAGGAAGGCUGAAAAGAAAUACCUAGCUGCACAGAAAAUAAGAGAAAAACUAGCGCAAAAGCAAGACAAAACGACGACAAAAGUUGAACAAGCUGCGCAAAAAUCAAAUACUAACAAUCAAGAGAAAAGAACUGAAUCAAUUGAUCAGAGCGAACCUCAGCCAAAUAUACAUGUGAGGAGACAAGAAAUGCCAUCAACUAGUAAUAGAGUGGUAAGUGACGUACUUAUACAUGACGGACCACCACCUUAUUCUGAAGUCCCUCCGCCAGUUAUUAGAAAUGAGCAGGAUAAUACCGGCAACACAAGUUUCAGCAAGCCCAUAAAUAAUGCAGUAAGUAGUUGGGACAUGAUAUCUCAACAUAGAGAGCAAAUUACUAGACCUGUGGGCCCUGGGCCGAGUACGAAUAACCGCAAGCAGGUUGUAAUGGAUUUAAAUUAUAACUUUGGUAAUGAUAAUAAGAAUAAUGAUAAUGAAGAGGAAAUUGAAAAUAGUGAAGCGUGAAGUUAAAUUGUUGUAUUCAAGUUGUGAAAAACAUUAAGGGUGAAGUGCUAAGUGAAUCUUGCCCUAAUAAAUAAGGGUUCUUAUCACGUGUAUGUACAGACUUUUAAAAUAUUACGUAUAUCAAAAAAAUAUAAGUAGUAGAUGCUUAUAUUUUUUGAUAUAAGUAAUACCACUCUUUACAUUCAGAAUUUUCUCUCUAGUUUAGGAUGUGAUUCUGAGUAGUGUUUUUCCUUGAACGUAAUACUGUUGUAUAUUAAUUACUGUUAUUUUAUAGGCGUACUCUGUUUUAAAUAAAUUGGUUAUUAUUGUAAUAAGGAAUUUGAUUAGAUAUACCAGAUAUAAACCAAAAUUAAGAUUAUCAGAACAUAAUUAAGGAAAGUCUUAUAUGGGUAGAUAGCAGGAUAAUGACAAUUAAAACUAGCCUACGCCUGCAGGUUCUUACGUUCACGUUGAUUGGAUGUUUUUUAUACGAAUGUACUGAUGCAUUGGCCACCAAUGUUAUAUUAAAUCGUAUUGUUUACAUAAGAGUUAUGCGUAAGAUUAAAGAGAAAAAUCAUAGUAUUUAACUAGGCUACAGAAGAUGUAAAAUUUUCCCAGACGGGCAAUUUUUAUAGUCUUAUUUAAUUAGUCUUAAUUAUAUAUAUUCGUCUUAUUAUUUUUAAAGUCUUAUGAAUGUAUACUAAAGCGUAAAGAUAAAUCCCUUAAUAUUCUAUCUUAAUAUUUACAUAGCCAGUAAUACAAUACUAUUGGGACAAAAUGAUAAUAUUCUGUUUAAAAAUAUUAUUUAUGGCGCCAAAGUAAGAAACUCAUAUUCUAAAAUAUUUAGUCUCAGAUGUUAAGUUAUUUUCAGUUCAUUUUUAAUUUAGAAAUAGUUAAACGUUCCUAUUAAAGUAAAUUAAUGUGUGAAAGUAACUUAUGUCUAAUUGGGCUCAGGUAUGCACUUAUAUUUUUAGGAAAACAAGUUUAAAGUGUAAUAAUCUACAAUCUAGAUAUAAUGUAAAAACCCAUAGAGAGAUGCAUAAAAUUAUUUUAUUGGGACUGAAUUUAUUUCAU
Molecule: messenger RNA, 2280 nt
Organism: Achroia grisella
Lineage: Eukaryota; Metazoa; Arthropoda; Insecta; Lepidoptera; Pyralidae
Product: DNA ligase 1-like
Exons: 3
Coding region: 31-1227 (398 amino acids)
Source: RefSeq, a predicted model, not a curated record